Dama dama (fallow deer) is the source of this 833-nucleotide messenger RNA. RefSeq names its product large ribosomal subunit protein uL30. Gene Ontology annotation, biological process: maturation of LSU-rRNA from tricistronic rRNA transcript (SSU-rRNA, 5.8S rRNA, LSU-rRNA). The record is from RefSeq and is a predicted model, not a curated record. Gene Ontology annotation, cellular component: cytosolic large ribosomal subunit. Gene Ontology annotation, molecular function: structural constituent of ribosome; RNA binding. The transcript has a single exon. Lineage: Eukaryota; Metazoa; Chordata; Mammalia; Artiodactyla; Cervidae. The coding region runs from base 22 to 768 and encodes 248 amino acids.
ACCUCUUUCCCGGCUGGAACCAUGGAGGGUGCAGAAGAGAAGAAAAAGAAGGUUCCUGCUGUGCCAGAAACCCUUAAGAAAAAGCGAAAGAAUUUCGCAGAGCUUAAGAUCAAGCGCCUGAGAAAGAAGUUUGCCCAAAAGAUGCUUCGAAAGGCAAGGAGGAAGCUUAUUUAUGAAAAAGCUAAGCAUUACCACAAGGAAUACAGGCAGAUGUACAGAACCGAAAUUCGAAUGGCUCGUAUGGCACGGAAAGCUGGCAACUUCUAUGUACCCGCGGAACCCAAAUUGGCAUUUGUCAUCAGGAUCAGAGGUAUCAACGGUGUGAGCCCAAAGGUUCGAAAGGUGCUGCAGCUCCUUCGCCUCCGGCAGAUCUUCAAUGGCACCUUUGUGAAGCUCAACAAGGCAUCAAUUAACAUGCUGAGAAUUGUGGAGCCAUACAUUGCAUGGGGGUACCCAAAUCUGAAGUCUGUAAAUGAAUUGAUCUACAAGCGUGGUUAUGGCAAAAUCAACAAAAAGCGAAUUGCCCUGACAGACAACGCAUUGAUUGCUCGAUCUCUUGGGAAAUACGGAAUCAUCUGCAUGGAGGAUCUGAUUCAUGAGAUCUAUACCGUUGGAAAACGUUUCAAAGAAGCAAACAACUUCCUGUGGCCCUUUAAAUUGUCUUCUCCACGAGGUGGAAUGAAGAAAAAGACCACCCAUUUUGUAGAAGGUGGAGAUGCUGGCAACAGGGAAGACCAGAUCAACAGGCUUAUUAGAAGGAUGAACUAAGGUAUCUACCAGGAUUAUUUUUGUAAUCUGGUCCGUUAAUAAACAAUUGAAACAAAUUGAAAAAA